Messenger RNA from Physcomitrium patens, 3169 nucleotides. NCBI's taxonomy places the organism in Eukaryota, Viridiplantae, Streptophyta, Bryopsida, Funariales, Funariaceae. The record is from RefSeq and is a predicted model, not a curated record.
GGCUUGCGUGAGGUGAGAGAGAGAGAGAGAGACACGGACGCGAGAUGAGACCUCUGCAAUUGCUCACGCAGAUUCGAUGAGUGGAUGCUGAAGCGCGUGAGCAAUCGAUGCCGUAGCGCAGAGGGCACACAGCAAGGCGAGGAUCGGUCCAGGCUUCGGCUCAAUUGGUGACCUGUGGAGGAAGCUGUGGUUGUUUGCGUGACCUUGUGUAGCUCUUGGUUGUGUUGGGAGAAAGUCGGCGCGGUGGUGCCGCUUUGGGAGCCUGUGAUGCUGGAUUGUGUUGUUGGCGGUGGGCAGGGGGCGUAGAAGUCUGCCUCGUACCUCAAGGCGUGGAGUUCCGGGCUCGGAAGUGUGGUUGGCGGAGCCGUGGCGUCGUUUUCGCCUUAGGAUGGUAUGGUCAUGUCGCAUUUGACUUAUCAACUUCAAGCGACGCGUUAGAGCACGAAUUGUAUCGUGGUUGAAGCUGCCGAAUGAGCGAAGCUAGAAGAGUUCAAGCGUCGGCAUCGUGUGUUUCAUAUCUAGGGCAGGCAUAGUCGUGAAUAUUUGUAAGAUCAUUCGAAAUCGUAAGGUUCUUAAUUCACUGGUGAAUAAACAAUCUUGGUUGAUUGGAUGGUCGUCAACUGUUCAGAAUCCUUUAUUUUAGGGUGAGCAAGCCGGAGUACCCUUUCAACUGCUGCUGGGUUGGCAUCUGAGUUGCCCGUGCCUUGACGAGGUGGUCAGAUUUGGUUAUUGAUCAGAGUUGCUCUCUAAUUUGGAAUGGUGAUGGGGACAUUCAACGCUGCUUUACGAAUUGAAACAGAAUGGUGAAAGAAGUGUGGGGAAGAGUUGAGGUGUUGGCUGUGGCCCCUUGCGUCCUUCGGUCACCUGUAGUUAGGGUAGAGGUAGAUUGUUAAAACAACAUGGAUACGAGAUGGCGUAAGUUUCUAAAUGGAGCAGGAGCAGACAUAUGGACAGUGAUUGAUAAUGUGUUGGACAUAGCUGCCACAGACUAUCCUCAUGAACUUCGAAUUCGACGGGAUGGUUUUGUAGAGAAGCUCUUCGCGCACCCCGCUUUGCUUUCUAAAUCUAAUGGAUGCUUGCCAGUCGUCGCUUGCCAUGAUGUCGAGGAGGCUCACGAUGACAAAGGUGUAGACCCUCCCGAUUACGAUUAUGAUCAUGUUAGAACCGAACUUAGCGAUGACGAGGAUAGGCUGGUAAAUUCAACGGAAGAGUACGAUGAAGCUGAGGCUUUGAAUGAUGCUAUGGAGGAGGAGGCCCGGCAGACGCUGGAGGUUUUAAGGGUAAAGGAUAUCCUUGCGGAUUCAUCGCAGGACGAGAGUGCUAUCUUGACAGCAUUGCGCACAUUAGAGGACAUGCACAUAUCUGUGGAGGCACUCAAGCAAACUGAAAUUGGCAAGGAAGUGAAUGCGUUGCGUAAGCAUCCAUCCAAGCGGGUUCGGUCACUUGCCAAGGAUUUAGUCAGAAGCUGGAAGGAUCUUGUUGAUGAGUGGGUGAAGAGUGCAGGAGAUGUUGCUGCUGCGGCCGCAGCAGAUUCAGCAGGAGUAGACAAUGGAGAGGAGGGCCUACCAUCUCCUCCUCUGGAUCCGGGUGCUCUCUUAGCUUCCACACGAGCAAACUCCAUCGAAAUGUCCCACUUUUUUGACGACUUUUUGGAUGAUUUAUCUGCGGGUUCAGGUCCUAGUCCACCGUCUUCUAAUGGAGCAUGUGAUGAUAUAGUGGCUCCUUUGAGCAAGAGGCAACAACAAAGUAGGGGUCCUACAGCUAGCCCCGAAUCCCAGGCUCCGAAGAAUAAGGGCCGUAUUAACACAUCAAACAGUCAUCAUGAGAUUCGAAAUGGUGAUGGCAGGUCUAUCCAGUCCAAUGGACGGAAAGCUUUUGACACGCCUAAUGGUAUCGAUAGAUCAGCACAUGGUAUUAGCCGAGGUAAUUCUGGCCCUGGACGACCGGUGGAUAGGUCUGGGCCCCCUAAAGCCGUCGGUAAUGGUACUGUAAGGAAAUUCGAAACAAAGCCUCCAGUUCCGAAAGACAACAAGCCUAAACCCGUACAGAAGAACUCUCAAGAACCGGAGGAAAACGUCAGUGUGUCAGCUAGACUUGAGGUUGCCAAGAGACGAAUGCAUGAAAGAUAUGAGCAAGAGAAUAAUGCUAAAAGACAGCGUGUGGUGCAAGUUAUGGAACUGACAGAACUUCCAAAAGGGGGACCCCAACGGGCCAAGGUGGGUCAAGGUCAUGGUCAUGGUCCUGCGAAGCCAAGCAUUGCAAAUCGGUUUCGAUACCAACAAAUACGGAGAUGAGUUGUCUAGUAUGUGAAUUCAACUUUCUAUAUCAAGAGCUGUCAUUUUAGUCUGCCAGAACCUGUGCAAGGGAAAAUCUUCUAGUCAAAGAGUUCACGGGAGAUAUUCGAGAUGGGAGUUAUUGGGUUCUUGCGAAUAUUGCACAGCCAAGAUGGCGAGUACAUAAAAUUUUGGACAAGAUCUGAGGAAAAUAUCAAGACUUAGCUCGUAGCAAGGUUUUAGAGAAGAGACUUGUCAUGGAUGUAUGUGUUCUGGCAUCUACUGCCCGUGUUGCUUCCAUUCGUCGCCUGCCCGCACAUAGGUUUUUUUUGGAAUAAGUUCCAGCUUAUUGCCCACUUUCAAGGUGUUACAGCGUUCAGGAAAAAACUAUCUGAAUGUCUGGUCAAGUGGUGGUAUCUGGACUAACCCUGAAACGACUUCUCACAAACUAAAUGGGAUAUGUUUUACGGUAAUUUUUGCACAGAUGCUAUUUAACUGCAUCUGAGCAGCAUAGGUACCUUUCUAUUGCCAUCGAGUCCUGACUUUUCCAUGAGCCCAUCCUGCAAGGAUAGACCUUUCGAUGGGUAUCCAAUAAAAGAAUCUGGGCCAAAAUUGACUGCAUAGUGGGUCUGGUUGAAACAUCAACCUGUGUUACCACUAUAGUUUGUCUACUCCAGUUUAGAACUUGGUGCACUUGUAAGUUGUAAGGAGUAUGCCGGUGUCUGUUUACAAUUGUGUGUUAAUACAGAAGCUGACCUCUAACAGGGUUCACUUCCAUGCAUGUUCUGGUUGAGAACACUUGUGUAGCGUUUCAAAGUGGGUUAUAAGUCACCUAAUGUUCUGCCAGGACAAUUUUGUAUAUAAGUUAUUAAUCGUAACGACUUCCAAUUGGUCCA